AUGAUCUUAGCAAAUUCAAAUUUAGAAAAUAAAAUCUAAUAAGAUGAAAUUUUUAUGAAUGAACUAUUAUUUCAAUAUAAGUAAUCCAUCUCCAAUUCAUUAGACUCUAUUAUGCAAUAGAUCGAUGAUCUAUUUACCAAAAUACCUUUGACUUCCUUAAGAUCUGAUAAUGAUCAAGAUUAAAUAAUUUCACUAACAGAAAAUUUACUCUAUCUAAUCAACGAUAUUGCGAUUCAUGAAAGUGAAUAAGUCGAAGUAAAUGGCUAAUAAUUUACUCUAAAUGGCUAAAAUUUAAAAUAUCAAAUAGCUAAAAUAACCAAACAUAUUUUUAAUUAAUAAUUAGGUCUGGAAAACGAUUUGAUGGAUAGCUUGAGAGUAUUUGUCUAAAAAGAACAGUUGGAAAUUCAUUUCAAUUAUUUAAAUAUCUCGAAAAAGCAUAUAGAUGAAUUAAAAAUAUUGUUGAAUUCAUCUCAAUUGGAAACUGAUCAACAAUGCUACUCAAAAACAAAAGUUUAAAACUAUCUUUACAAAAAAUCAUAUAUUAAUUAUGAAUAAUUUAAUACUAAUUAUGCUGUUGAUAUGACUCAAUACUUUUACUGCAAUGAAACAAAUUUACCUGCAUAUAAUUUCCAAUGUGUUUAGUAUUCUAAUAAUGGAUAACUCUAUUUGUGUGACAUAUUAAUUUAAGAAAAUAAUCUUAAACAGUAUAUUUAAGUUUCUUGUUAAUGUUAAUAUUUGGGAACUAUAUUUUUAACUACAUAAUUAAUUGAAUCAGAAAAUACAACAGAAACUUUCUCAUUUUCUCCUAUUUCGUAAAAUAGUGAUGCCAAUUGUGAUUUUCAUAAUUAACCUUUUCUAUUAUUUCAUGGUAUUUACAUAAUCUUUUCAAUAUUCAUGUAUUAUGAGUUGCAGAAACUAGAAUUGUUAAAGAGUAUUGAUUCAACUUCCUUCAAGAAGAUUUAUAAAUAGAAUGUCAUAAGAUUUUAUAAUUUUCAAAAUAUUUUAAGAAUUUAUAUAAAGUCUGUAAAAGUAAGAAUUAAAUUGCAUUAUUAGUUUAUUCAUGAAAUUAUUUGCUUAUUUUAUAGUGAGGACCAAACAAUUACAAGAAGUUAUCCGAUUCCUUAAGUUUUCUAUUUUUUUAAGUCUAUUAAUACCUUUAUCAUUUUUUUAAACUGUUUUUAUGGGAAAAGAGACUUUUACUAUUAUUUUUUUUCUUUCAAUUAUUUACUUUUGUUUUUUUUAAGAAUGAUCUUUAAGAUAUUUGAAGCAAUUUAUAGAUUUAAGGAACAUGCAAGUCCUUCCUAAUAAUAUCGUAUUUAGUCAUCCAUUUUUCAUCAUACUAUUUAUUACUUUAUCAAAUCAAGUAAAUAUUAAAUUUAUGUAGAAAUAAAUGCAACCCAGAGUUUAAUUAUAAUAUGUUAAUUUUAAUAGGAAACACAAUCAUAUUUAGUUAUGCAUUUUUAGAUCUAAUUUUGA
This is a messenger RNA of Paramecium octaurelia, 1476 nucleotides long. The record is from the annotation of a GenBank genome assembly. NCBI's taxonomy places the organism in Eukaryota, Ciliophora, Oligohymenophorea, Peniculida, Parameciidae.